AUGAAGUGGUUUCUGCUACUGGUAACAGUUGCCUUUGUGCAAUAUCACGGAAUAAAAGGUCUUCCCCUUAGUGACUACGACCACACGGAAAGGCAAGAUGAAAACAGCGACGCAUUACUCGAAGAGAUGGAAAACGACGACUUGUUUAAAUCUCACACAAAUGUAGCGAAAAUAGUAAAACGCGAGAGUGAUCCAGGUGUAUUUAGAUUUAAGCCUAUAAGGUUUAGGAGUUACGCUGGUAGCCGUUUGAAAAACGCUGGUAGCCGUUUGAAAAACUUUGGCAACCGUUUGAAAAACAUUGGCAAGAAAACUUCGCCGAACAUUGGCAAGACAGUUUCGCCGAACAUUGGCUACACAGGUUUGCCGAGCAUUGGCAACACAGUUUCGCCGAAACUGUCUCUGCUCCAAAAACUGGAGUAUUUGGCUCCUCUCUCACACGUCACACGACUUGGAACAGAUAUUUUUCACUUCGUGCAUCUAGUCAAAGAAGUGGAGGCGCGCGAGCAGGAAAGAGAAAUACUAAAGAAAGAACAUGACAACAAGGACAAGACAGAAGGAGUGGAGGCGCGCGAGCAGGAAAAAGAAAUGCCAAAGAAGGAGGAAUGUAAGUUUUUGAAAGAUAUAUAUAUAUAAUGUUUUACGAUAAAAAUAUAUCUAUUCACUAUACGAACGGACACAUGAGUAUUUGCCUCAUUGUAGUUGUUAAAGCGCUGGAGAUGGUUACACUUUUACAAACUUUGGAGAAAUUAAUGGGAAA
This is a messenger RNA of Vollenhovia emeryi, 757 nucleotides long. RefSeq lists its product as uncharacterized. The transcript is spliced from 3 exons. Bases 1 to 633 code for a protein of 210 amino acids. The record is from RefSeq and is a predicted model, not a curated record. NCBI's taxonomy places the organism in Eukaryota, Metazoa, Arthropoda, Insecta, Hymenoptera, Formicidae.